Nezara viridula (southern green stink bug) is the source of this 7290-nucleotide messenger RNA. NCBI's taxonomy places the organism in Eukaryota, Metazoa, Arthropoda, Insecta, Hemiptera, Pentatomidae. The record is from the annotation of a GenBank genome assembly.
GUUUUUAUAAUUUAUUAAAAUAGAGUCAAGAGUUUUUUUAUCAAAAUAUGGACAGCAACCGAGGGAAAUAUAAAGCAGGAAUUGAUGUGAAGCAGCUAGUGAGGUUACCCCUGCUUCCUGGAGCCAUUCGGGAUGGAGUCAUCAAUAGCUUGGAUAACACCACUAUCUUGAGGAACCAACUUAGAGGUCUUCUUGCUCUCGAUACCUACAAAAGACACAAACAAGAGAAUGAAGAAGAACAUUUACAAACAGUCAACAAAUUGAGGCAAGCAGAAUGGACGCUGAUUGAAAGCCACGUCAUGAUCCUCCUGAACAAGGACAAGCUGUUGCAAGCUCUUCCGAAGCCACCAAUUAAAGAAAUGGACGUACCUGCAGCACUGGCCCGCGAGUACAAUCUUCUCACCUUCAGCCCUUUUAUUGAUUUUCUACGAAACGAAAGAGAAGGAGGACCUUUCGAAAAGUGCGUGGAUAAGCCCUGUGAACACUUCUACUCGUUAAGAGAAGGCACGUUCAAGAAGAGUCCGAAGAUGGCCGCUAGCCCGGAAGCGAAGAGAACUACAAAAUAUGGAGCACUUAAAGCAUCCAAACCAAUUGCAAUGCAAGUAUUACCUGAAGAAGUUGUUUUUGAAAACUUCGAAGUUGGCAACACUUACAUGGUCAAAGUAGUACUAAAAAACUCCGGAGCUAACAGCGCACUUCUGAGAUUUGUAAGACCUCAAGACCCGGCCUUCGAGAUCUGCAUGUCGAAGAAGUACACGAUGCUGGCACCAGGGCUCAGCGUUCAGUUGACCGUAGCUUUCCACUGCUCAGACAAGGAUAAUCGGUUCGACAACUUCAUAGUUCAGCCUGGAGGUGGGAGCUGUAUAACCGUACCCAUCAAGGCUACGCAGACUCCGCCCUUACUACGCAGUAUAGUUCAUUACAAUUCUCCAACGUACGAAGAUUCUUCGCCCAAAUCGACAAUAUACUGCGGCCGCUGUUACGUCGGCACAGUAAACAUAGUUCACGUUCCCAUAUACAACACAGGAUCCCCCGGAAGGUUCUUCAUCAUGUCCGAGAGCUCUUGGUAUUUUAAUACCAUCAAGGAUACCACGUUGGAAAACGUUCUUAUCCAGAAACCGUUCUACAUCCAGCCGAUGUAUUUCUCCCUCAACCACAAGCGGAAGCGGAAGUUGAGAGUGGUGUUCUCACCCCAAUGGGAAGGGAGCCAUUUAACGCAGCUCUUCAUUCUUUGCGACAACAUCACGAUGAGGAGUUUGGAUGUGAUAGGGGAGUCUGUCAUGUUUGAUCCGGACCUAUUCGUCAUAGAGGGUUUGGAAAAAGAUUACAAUAUCUUAAUUGAGGGAGAUAAUUCAGCUACUUAUUUCCUGUACUUAGGAAGGGUCUUGUCCUACAGUGGUACCCAGAAGACGUUCGAUAUUGCCAAUAAAAGCGUUGUAGAGACGAAAUUUGGCUGGACGGUGAGCAGGGCAGAUAUACCAGGCGUCAACUAUAUGCAGCCAAGCAACUGCACCAUUACACCAGCCACCGGCUCUCUGUGCCCCCAAGUCAAGAUGAUGUUUACAGUCACCUUCUACUCUCAUAAUCUCCCUGUUGGCAAGUAUGCAGCCGUAUUCUCGAUCUACUUGGAGUGCAUUCCCAAAUUAGCUAUGUUGAAAAGACUCCGCGAUUUGGAGAAAGAGGACAUCUCAGAGCUGAUGGUAAAAAUAUGCCUGGGGAAAAUCGAAGUCUGGGUCGAAAUCGAACCACCCAACGUCUGCAUCUGGCCGAAUUAUCUUUAUUUUCGCAACAUACCCACUGUGUGGAACUUCACGAAGAUAUACAUCACGAAUUAUGAGAACAUAUCUAUCACCAUCGCCUGGCAAAUACCCUACCUCAAGAACUUGCUCUUAUCGCCGCCAGUGGUCGACUUGGCACCAUAUUCAUCGACCUACAUGUAUGUCAUGCUGCAGACUGAGUUAGUCGGAACAUUCAUGGCAACUCUGAGCGCUUUUUUCAUCCAGAGUUUGUGCAAGUACGAUGUGAGGGUGGAAUGUGAGACCGCUGUCACACUCACUUCAGGCAUGAGCGAGAUCAAAGAUUUUGGAAUCUUGAGGAAAGCUGAGCCGAAAACUGGAACAGUCCACGCCACUUUCCAGACUAACCUCGAGGUUGAUUUGGACUUGAGGCAUUUCUCGAUGCGCUACAACAAACAAACUGGGAAACCAUACUUUACUUGGUUGAGGACCUCGAAAUGGGUGCUCCAAUGUCCGAAUUCACUCAUACCGAAUAAACCAUCGGAAGUGAUCAUCAAGGCCAGGACUAAAAAGGAACAGAUAACCAUAGACCUCUUUGAAUGGAGGUUCUGCAACAUCCAAGCCUACACGACCAUCCUCAGUGAUGUUCAAGAACAGGAUAUAACCUUGAACCCAAUCAUUCUGGAUAUCCAUGAACCGCUCUUCGUCGGGGGCCAGGUGUCCUUCCCGAUCAAAAUCGUCAACCACAGGCAGCUGUUGGCCUCCUUCACCUGGGGCUGCUUCUUCGGCGAAGACCUCAGCAACUUCAAGAUCUCUGUCCGGCCGAAGCAAGGUCCUCUCCCACCGGUCUCUGAGACAGAGAUCACCGUCACCAUUUUACCAUAUGCAGAGUGUAUACUUCAAAACCUCUACUACACUGUAUCAAUUAAAUAUAUAGAAAAACCUAUGAUCGGCAUGAUUCGUGGCUUCGUUCGGGAAUCCUUAGUCGCCUUUUCUUGGAUCAGCGAUGGAAAAGAAAUCAUUUGCAAGUGGCCUCAAGAAGAGGAUGACCCAAAACAUCGCCAAUAUCCUUCGGCAGAAACUUCUAUUUCGGAAGAUUCUUCUGACAAAGAUUGCGAGGUUUGUUUCACCGAAGGUUUCACGUCCAGCUCCUCUUUUAAGUCAAUCUCACCGGAUGAAAUCAAAGAAGCAGAAAUCAUGGCAUUCAAGGAUCCAUCGGACAACCUCCUUGUACCCUAUGAUAACUGGCCUUACAUUGGGGGAAAAUAUUUUGGAGCCGAUUUCACCGACGAAGCAUUGAGAAAAGAAUUCGAAACACCGUGGACGGAAGAGUCAGUGAAGGAUAAUUUGAAAUCCAUGAAAUCAAAAAUACUAGACUCGUUCCUCGAAAAUUUCGCUGAAAAAUCCAUGAACUUUACAGUUGAAACGUUUAAAGUCCACACACAAAUUCUUUACAUAAGCAACUUAUCCCCAUCCCCAAUCCAGUACAGAGUGAAGACUAAUUUCUUCCAUGCAGAGAAAAAACUGCCUCAUAUGGAUCCAUUCCUUCUUGGCGAGAUGGUCUUUCACGAUGAAGGGCUGGGCUACGAUGACGCUCCGUCAUUGGAAAAGUACAAGUGGUGCCACAGAGUGCGAAGCCGCCUCGGACUUGCGAUCAGAGUGAAGCAGAAGAAGGGAACGAUCCUGGCUGAUGAAGUCCAAGAAGUGACUGUCUCGGUCUUUGCGAUGGCCUGGGGGACCUACUUCGACAACGUCUCCGUCAUGGUGGACAGCCAUCCUCCCUUCCACGUCCCGAUCAUGGUCAAGUGUGAGCACCCCCCUGCCUUCUUCACAUUCGCUCCGGACACCAUUUCGCCUUUAUUAAGGUUCCCAUCUAUACGCCCUAACAGAAUCAAAUGGAAACAAGUAUACCUGGAGAAUACCUGCCCCUUCGUACUGAAGAUUGUCUGGACAGUAUACCUGGACCAGACGCCGAAUAAGAAUCGAUGCCUGUUGAAUAAGAAUCAAUGCUUACCUUUAGAGAGAGACCCAGACUUUGGUCUGGCAUUGGAACUCCAUCCUAAGAAGGACUCGGAUUUCUGCAAAUUGAAACUUAUACCAUACGCAGGUGUUCAAGAGAACCUCACAUAUACAAUCGAACCAACGGUCCUCUACAUCCCGCCCAGAUCGAAAGCGCCGCUGCUCAUUACCGUCAACAGCCAAAGGAUUUCCCCGGAAUUCCUCAAGUGCAACGAAACCUUAUCGGCGACGGCUUUUGGUCUGGUCUACAUCGAAGACGACAGCUGGAAUAAUGAGGAAUGUUUCUGCUGCUACAGACCGGAUGGUUAUGGAACGAAUCGGAUUUCACUCAAAUUGCUAACAGUGGUUGAGGAUAUGAAUUUCAAAGUCAUAAACAAUUCGCUACGGGAUGCAAUCUUCAAAGUGAACACUUCUGAAAUCUUUAACACUGACAAAGAACACAUCUCACGUAGGAUUUUUCACAUCCAGAACAACUGUAAUUCUGCCUCCCACAUUUCCGUUCGUAUCCAGGAGCCCUUCCAAAUCACUUCCAUCGAAACCCGGGACGGAGUAUUGACUGAUCUCACUCAAGAGUUCUUGGUGGAAUGUUCACAGACCGUGCAGGUGGAAGUCCUGUUGCAACUAAACAGGAACAUUCUAACAAAAUCAACAGUAAUGAAACCUAGUUAUAUCAGCCAAAAAGGACCUAUUAUUUCUCAACUGAGUUUUGGACGGAAAGGAGAAAUGGAAAAAGUUAUCAAACUUGAACUUCAGUUACUUAAGCCAGUGUUUCGAUUUCCGGCCGAUAAGAUAAACUUCGGGCCAACAUGUGUUAUGGAAAAAACUGUAAAAUAUAUAGAUAUUCACGUAGAAAAUGGUAACCAACCAUUCAAAGUUCGAAUUGGCAAAAACGACGAACAUGCUUUUCGAGUGAAACCGCUUUUGGGUCUAAUAAGAGAGGGAAGAUCGAUACGCAUCUUGAUCGAAUUCGCUCCCAGGGAGUGUAGAAGAUAUGUAAACAUCAUCGAGUUCAUCUCCUCGACUCCAGGAUCCGUCUACCCACUCAUUGUCGAAGGCACCGGUUCAUUGGACCACAAGUUCUACACAUGAAAUGUUCAAUUAGAAAUAUACAUUUGGCAGGGAAUCGAUACUCUUAUUUGCCAUUAACAUUUUUCUUUCUUUUAAUCCAUUUUCAAGAUAGUAAGGUACAGAUAUUAGUAGAAUUCAGAAAAAAAAAAAACUAACUAUUUUUAAAAAUCAUACUAAUAUAAACACAACAAAAAUAUAGAAAGCCAUAUCAAACAUUUUAUCAUGCAAUCUUAAUGGCUCUACAUAUUUAUCCAAAAUUAUUAAAAGCUAAUUAGUAAUCAUUAGGUUUGAGCCUACUAUUUAUUUCAAAAUUUUAGUUAUAAUAAAACUAUUUUUCAUCUCUAUCAUAUUCCACCAUUGUCUUCAUUGUUAUAUCAUAAUUACAGAUAGUUUCUGCCAGGCCACUUCCAAUAGGAGUCCAUAUAUGUUCCCAUUAUUAUUAAAGUAAUAAUAACAAAAUUCAGUUCGCGAUUGAACUGCCCAGCUACUUCCAAGAAGAAACCUAAUUCAGCAUUGAUUUCUUAUAAUAAUCGGUGAAGUAUGCAUUGAUAAAACUAACAGACUUACCGCACAGGAAGAGAGAAGGAGGGGUUACCAUACAGCUUACCAAUUUUAUUUCGCCGGAAUGGGAAGAUAAAGAUUUAUUUUAUGAGUCCUUUCAUUACUAGACUGAAGGUCGCUGUGAUGAAAGCAUAGGAGUGCAGUCUGAAAGUGUUAGAUAGUUGUAAUUCUUAACACUCUCUGUUCACACUAUUUAUUUACUUAACUAUUCAUCUUCCUAUAAUAAGAAUCAUAAUUUGAUAACUACAGAAAUAAUCAUAACAAACAGAUGUGAUGUAUAGUAGAACCCGAGUAUAACUGAUAACUUACAAAAAAAAAGGAAAAAUUGAAUGAGAUGUUUCACAAAAUUACUAAUUUCAACAAUUCAUUUAAGCUAUUAUCAGAAAUAACUAACUAAAAGGUCACUAUCAUACAAAAAAGAAAAUUGGUUUUAAGCAUGGCGCCCACUUGUCCGCUCAACCUCAUUCAUAUUCGUAAUUACCUUAGUAUCUCGACCUGACUUAAAAAUAUAAAUAUGAUGGAAUAGGUAGCAAUUCUGCUUGAAAAGUGCAGUGCAGCCUAGAGCGCAGAAUUUGCUAUCUAUUCAUUCAUAGUUACUUUUUAAGUCGGGGCGAGGAAGGGCGACAAAUAGAUGCCACAUUUUACAACAGAAAAUUUUGAAAAUUUCAGGAAUUACAGGGAUUACCAGAGCCACUAACCCUAAAUAUAGUACUUAAAAAUAAUUAUUUAACUAAAGUUUUUUCAAUAUUCUUAACAGGAUUUAGAAUUAUAUUUUGAUUCAUGAAAACACUGAACAAUAAAAUACUGAAUUACUGUUUUCUAUAAAUUUUGAAUAUUCAAUGUUUUUUGUGAUUAAAUUUCUUUUAGUGACUUGCUAUUAUCACAGCUUAUUUCCUAAUUGAUUAGAGUCAUUAUCGAAAGAAUUUUAUGAAUAAACAAAUCCAUGAUAUAAAUAUUGUUAAACUAUUUUGCUAAAAGUCGCAAAUUCCAAGAACCCGGUAUUUCUUUAAUUGAAUCCUACACUCUUAAGCUAGCAAUGAGAUCAUACUAUAUCAGUAGCUAACAUGAUCUUCUAAUUUAAAUUUCAAAACUAAUAAAUAAACUUAAUACUAACCCUAAAUUGAAUAGUUAAUAAAAUAAAUAAAACACUGAUUUAAAGAUACGCAACCUUACAAUUUAUAAUCAACUAAUAAAUCAAUAUUAUUAAUGAACAGUUUUACAAUUGACCAACAUGUUACAUAAGCUAUUAACAACUAAAUAAAUAUUUAUUAUCAAGGGAUGAGGAAAAGACAAUAAUAAACAUAGAACUAUAUUUAUUACUACGCUAACAGCCUUGAAACAUGUGCUGGGUCUCCACCCAUUUAGCACCUCAGUUUCUUCUCUUUGUUGUUGCAAUUGCAAAAUUUAACGCUGUUUGUCAAAUAUAUACAUAUAUUACAACAAAGGUUUCAAUUUUUCUAUACAAAAAUAAUAAGUAACAAGAGAAAUAAAUUAAAAAAAAGAAAAGGAAAAAAAAAGAUGAAAAAUGAAUACAGGUAACAACGUUUAGUUUGAAGAUUAAACAAAGAGGCAGUAGGCACGACUGCUCAUCGCAGGACUCAGCAAUGCCCUACUAUUGAGGUAGCAGCCUCUAAACCAACUAGCUAGUCACCCUUCAUGUCAUGUUGCCACCACACGAUGAGCUAAAGCAAAACAAUUUUAUUUUACAUCAAACUCAUUAUCUAAUUUCUCUAUUGUCUAUACAAAAUAAAUAAAUAAUCCCCAAAUUAUCAUAAACUUACAAGCUAUUGAAAAUACUACUCUAAUCGAAAAUCGAUACAGCAUUAUUAAUUACAAAAGCUGAUUAAUAAAAGCUAAUUAUCAAAGUACUUUGAGUACUUACACUGGCGAGGUAUCCUGAGAGGUU